Molecule: messenger RNA, 1113 nt
Organism: Camellia sinensis
Lineage: Eukaryota; Viridiplantae; Streptophyta; Magnoliopsida; Ericales; Theaceae
Product: small ribosomal subunit protein uS7
Biological process (GO): translation
Cellular component (GO): small ribosomal subunit
Molecular function (GO): RNA binding; structural constituent of ribosome
Source: RefSeq, a predicted model, not a curated record
AUUCCGGUGUGGUGAAGCCUAUUUAAGAUGGGCAAAGAUGUCAUUUCACCGCUAACUUGGCCCUUUAAAAACGCAUUAGGGUUCCCUAUUCUAGAGCCAACUAAACUACAAGCCUGCGCCGAGUCUCUCCAGCCGCACCUCUCUCUCCCCAUCACAGUUGAAGCAGAAAUGGAGGCGGCUAUCGCAGAUCAACCAAUUGUUGCGGUUGCCAAUCAGAAGGAACAGGCAAACCAGGUUCACAGUGAUGUGAAACUCUUCAACAGAUGGUCCUUCGACGAAGUUCAAAUCAGUGACAUGUCCGUGAUGGAUUACAUUGCUGUGAAUCCUGCAAGGCACGCAACUUAUGUGCCUCACACAGCUGGAAGGUAUUCAGUCAAGCGGUUUAGGAAGGCCCAGUGCCCAAUUGUGGAGAGGCUAACUAACUCUUUGAUGAUGCACGGGCGGAACAAUGGCAAGAAGCUGAUGGCGGUCCGCAUUGUCAAGCAUGCUAUGGAAAUUAUCCAUUUGCUGACUGACCUAAACCCUAUUCAAGUCAUUGUUGAUGCUGUGAUCAACAGUGGACCAAGAGAAGAUGCUACUCGAAUUGGUUCUGCUGGUGUCGUGAGGCGUCAGGCUGUUGAUAUUUCCCCACUGAGGCGUGUUAACCAAGCAAUAUAUCUCCUUACAACCGGUGCUCGUGAAAGUGCAUUCAGAAACAUCAAGACCAUUGCUGAGUGCCUUGCUGAUGAACUCAUUAAUGCUGCCAAGGGGUCUUCCAACAGCUAUGCUAUUAAGAAGAAAGAUGAGAUCGAGAGGGUUGCAAAGGCCAACCGUUGAAGAGUGGAUGUUAGUGGUGGAAUGGAGAAAGCAUACAGUGACGAGAUAAUUUUGUUUAUUGUGCUUUCUAGUUCGCCGUUAUAAUAGGUGCUAGAAAUAUGAAAUUGCCAAGAAACAUGUUUGUCGGCUGAAGUAUUUACUGUUUUUUCAUGGAUUUGGGUUCUUUCUCUAGUGUGUUUUAUUUAGUUAAAAUUGUAUUGUUAUCGAGUAUUUUGACUUUGGAAGUUUUAUUGUCCAGUUUUUGACCUGCAGUUUUGGUGAGCACUGCUUUUUGUGUUCCUAUUUCCCAGUUCAAAA